CGCUUCGUGCCGGAUCUACCUGCGCUGACAUCGGCAGGGAAGGGGAGGGGGAGCCACCAGAAGCAGCCUGUGGGGCGCUCGCCGGAGUCGCUGUCCGCUGCUGCCGCCAUCCGCGCAUCGCAGCGCCCGACAGACCCCCUCCCCGCGCCAUGUCGGACUUCGACAGCAACCCUUUCGCGGACCCGGACCUCAACAACCCUUUCAAGUUUCUCAGUGACAGUGUGCAGCUGAAAAUUGAGCUCUCAUUUAUAUGCUCAGGAGGAGCAGCAUUCCUCAUAAAUCAGCUGUGUGACAGAUGGGGCAUCUCACAAAUCAUGUUAAUCUAGAUUUGUAAGAAGAUCAGGGUGAAAUGAGGUGACCUACAGAAUAGGAAGAAUGAAAACAUGAAUGAGUUUCUAUUUCUACAUCAAAUAAAGGAUCCUUCAGUUACACAAGUGACGAGAAAUGUUCCUCCAGGAUUAGAUGAGUACAACCCUUUCUCAGAUUCAAGAACACCACCACCAGGAAAUGUCAAAGUUCCCAAUGUGCCCAGUACGCAGCCAGCUAUAAUGAAACCAACUGAGGAACCACCUGCUUACACACAGAUUGCAAAGGAACAUGCCUUGGCCCAGGCUGAACUCCUUAAGCGUCAAGAAGAAUUAGAAAGAAAAGCAGCUGAACUAGAUCGCAGGGAAAGAGAGAUACAGAGUCUCAACCAGCAGGGAGGAAGAAAGAACAAUUGGCCUCCACUACCUGGGAAUUUCCCAGUGGGACCCUGUUUUUACCAGGAUUUCUCCGUAGACAUUCCUGUAGAAUUCCAGAAGACAGUAAAGAUUAUGUACUACUUGUGGAUGUUUCAUGCAGUGACGCUGUUUCUUAACAUCUUUGGAUGUCUGGCCUGGUUUUGCCUACAGCCCAUUCGAGGAGUUGACUUCGGAUUGAGUAUUCUCUGGUUCUUGCUUUUUACUCCUUGUUCAUUUGUCUGCUGGUACAGACCACUUUAUGGAGCCUUCAGGAGUGACAGUUCUUUCAGAUUCUUCGUUUUCUUUUUUGUGUACAUUUGUCAAUUUGCUGUGCAUGUACUUCAGGCUGCAGGAUUCCAAGGAUGGGGCAAUUGUGGAUGGAUUUCAUCCCUCACUGGGCUCAAUCUUAGUAUUCCAGUAGGCAUUAUGAUGAUAAUCAUAGCAGCGCUUUUCACAGCAUCUGCUGUCAUCUCACUAGUAAUGUUUAAAAAGGUACAUGGUCUCUACCGCACAACUGGAGCAAGUUUUGAGAAGGCCCAACAAGAAUUUGCAACAGGGGUGAUGUCCAACAAAACUGUACAAACUGCUGCAGCCAAUGCUGCGUCAACAGCAGCAACUAGUGCUGCUCAAAAUGCUUUCAAGGGUAACCAAAUAUAGCGAAAAGAAAUGAAAAAAUCACUACCAUUUUCAGCUGUAUUUUCUUUUUCAGUCACUUAUAGUCCCUAAAGACUUGUGUUAAAAAUGCACACAGCAUGUAUGUCUCUUCGGCUGUGCAUGGGCUAAAACAGGAAAAGGUCCUUGUUCCAUUACUUUGUACACUUAUUUAUUCAAUCAAAGGUACUCCCUAGCUACUACUCUUAACUUAAAAUGGUUCUAUUAUUCCUCAUCUUUUUGGAGGCACGCUAUAUUUGGUGAAAAUUUAAAACAGUGAAUCUGAAAUUGAUAUGGCAACUUCUGGCGUCAACUUAAUGUUUUGUUUUUUUGCAAAGGUGGGGGGGUUCUUGUCAAUAGCUGCCCCUGGAAACUUUCAUUUUGACUUGAGACGAGCACUUUGGAUUAACUCCUUCUAUUCAUAACUAGCUUCCCUAUUUUCUUAAAGUAAGGAAUGGGGCAACUGAUGGUCUUGAAUAUGAAAUUUUGGCUGCUGCUUUAUAGCUUCAGCAGCUGUUGAAGGACAAAUGUAAGCUUAAAAUAAGUAUGAUAGAUAAUGUAAAUUUCUUUCUUUUUUUAGGAUAAUAGGUCUUUUGAUAAAAACCUGAGUUUGCAUGAAACAGUUUUGACCAUGCUGAGCUAGUGUUUUGGUCCAGAAUUUGUCUCUACCACUAUGGUCACAGUAUUUGUUGGGAUCUGUUUUCAUGGCGUGUGGUCUUCCUACAGAAAUUUUGGAGCACAGGUAGUCUCACCAAAAUAAUAUGUGAUGCAACAGGCAGUGAGAAUUACGUUUCAUGGAAUCUGAGUGAUUAUAUAUGCUAUUUUUAAUUUCAGUAUUCAUGUCUUUGGAAAACAUACUGCUAAAGAGAACCCAUUAACCAAUAUUUAGAACACUCCCAUAGCUAGUCCUUUUUGACCUGUGUUAAAAUGCAGUGGAAUUUUUGUUGUGCUUAAGGAGUCUGCCAUUUUUUUAAGUGUGCACUUGUGUUUAACAAUGGUACUAAAUCUUUAGCCUUGUCAAUCACUCUGUUUAUUGCUUGUACAAACAUCUGAAUAUACAGUAUCUUAUUGAAAUCUUUAAAAACAACCAUAGUCUCUAAUCAGGCAUUUAAAAAUGGAAUUUAAUUAUGUACUUGAAUUCUUUUUAACAUACUUCAGCCUUUAUGUGUGAUUUUUAAUCUGAAUAAAUGCAUUUUAUAAAAUGCCGAUUGAGGAUGAGUUUUCAGUGCAGUAAUAAUCAGCUACGUUUGUUACACAGAGGUUUUUUUGUUUUUAAUUCAUCUUGGUAUCCUGAGUCGUAAUCAGCUCUCAUUUUAAGGUCAACACCCCACCCCACCCCACCCCGUUGACAUUCUGAAGUAUAUGAAUUAUUGGAUUGCAACUUGGAACAUAUCUUGGAUUAACUUUUCAAAUAGCAUUCAACUGCUGUCAUUAAAGACUCUUAAUUCUUAUAUACUGCAUAAAGGUGUUGCGAUAUAGGUCCUCAUCUUAACGCACUCUGACCCAAUAUUUAUUUGGGGAAAGUAUUAUUCAGCUGACCCACUGUUGUAAAACAGCAUGGUCUAAAAGCUAUGUCUGGGGUAUAUUCAUAUAUCUCAAAUUACAAACUUUACCUUAGAUGAAUAAACAGGAUAAAUUUGACAGCUUAAUCACAACAGCAAAUACUAGAAAAUAGACUACGGUAUAUGGGAAUUACAUUUUGCAAACAGUUUUCUAUACCGAACACAAAGGGCAAGUCAUAUCCUGGAUGAUGUGAGGAAUUUGAUGUAUUUAGUCCUUGAUUAGUAAAAGGGUUCUUAGCUUUCUUUAAUGUACAUUUUAUUUCAAUCCUUCAUCCUACUUUAGCUGCCCUAUAACAUUUUUGUUGCUAAUCCUUUAACUUGUAUUUAGGGUGGGGGGGAUGAAUUUUAUUUGCAGUUUAAAAAUCAAUAAAUUGUUCUUGAAUAUUUUUUCCUCAGGGGAUAAAGCAAAAUAAAACUUGAAAUAGAUAAAUGCAAGGCUAGUUUGCAUAAGUCUUGUAGCUGUUUUGGUUCAAGAAAACAUAUGUUGAUUUUAAUGUGUACAAUUUUACAGAUCAUCAUCUAGAAAAUUAACCACCAAGGUUAAAUCAAAAGUAGCAGAGUGAAUCUCAGAAUUGUCUCCCAACUUCUGAUUUUUAGUUUUUGGCAAAAGGCUGUUGUAUGUUAAAAUAUUUAGCACCAGAAUUAAAAUAUGUCGGUUAAAAAUUAAAUACCUAUUAUUUAUGUCAUUUUGUAGUAUCCAGUUGUGGCUAGAUCAAAAUACAGAGUUUCAACACUGGAAUGUCAGUACUCUUGGCUAUAAUUUUGGCAUUGGAGUCUAUUAUCUGAGGGAUAUCUGUAUAUUUUGUAAAUUCCUAACAAUGCUUUGCCAUCCUGAUGAAUGUCACGGUUCUGUACAAAUGCACACAGAUCCUCUGAUGUUGCAUGUCUGGGUAGUUCAAAGGUUCUACAUAUUUAUUGUAUUAACUCAGUGACAUAGAAUAAAAAUGUUUCCUAAUUGUUUGCUCUGUAUAGUUUUAAAACUCAAGUAGGAAAUUUUUGUAAAAGGCAAGCUAAAAUGCAAGAGGGUUAAUGUGUACAGAAUGUAUCACACAUUUCUCCCCCCCCCCCCCAGCUCUAGUCAUAUGUAGUUACACAGAGGCAGAAAUUACUUGGAUUGGUUUUAUUGCAUUAUGGAUUGAUUUCAUUAUUUCAUAUGUUGUAAGUCACCUUGAUACAUUACUUAAAAACUGAUGUGUGACUGUGCGUUCAAUCCAGAUUCUGGCACUACUAGUCACAUGUAACUAUGCACAACUAGAGCUGGAUCGGGGUUGUUUUUUUGUAAUCUGUAUAUAAAUUCUGUGAUCUGCUGCAGUGGGAAAAAUAUGUCAAUUACCAGAACAACAAAUUGUUACAAUUAGACCUGGGACUGGUUUAAAGAAGCACCCAGUAAUAGUUGGUGUGUUUUGGUUUUGUGAUGUAAAUUGGAAACUUUAAAGAGAAUGGUUUGUCGGUACUGACGAAAUCUAGGAGUAUUAAAUUUUGUCUGGGAACUUGUUGGAAGUAAACUGAAACCUCUGAAAACAAACCUUUGCUGGUAUUUUUUAUAUCCGGAUCGCUUUGUCACUGCUGUGGCGGGUCAACUUCUCUACUGUGAGUCCUUUAUGAAUGUAGCAAUAAAGUCUACGGAUAGUGGCCACAAUCCAAGAAAGUAUAUAACUAGAUACAGCUGUGGGCCUUUUUUUCUUGGUUUCCACUUUUCAAAACCUGCCUUGUGUGCCACACAGCAAGCUACAACUAAAUUGAAAGCCAUGUUUGAUAUGCUUGGUUGGGUGCUAUGGAAAUUAUGUAAAAGCCCUGAUUGUGUCAGUUGUGUGACCAGAGGCUCUGUGUGCAUACUAGAGAGACCUUAUAAAGACAGAACUAACAUCAUCAUCAAUUCACGAUACAAUUCACAGUGACCUGUUAUUCUGGUGUCUGCUAUAACAGGUCACCGUGUAUAACCGAGCAGCUACAAGUGGGUCACAAGUUUUAUAUGUGGGAAACAUCUGGAAUAAGCUGUACAGUUUAUGGAAUAUUGUAGAGCUGGAACAGGUAUAGAAGAGGGCAACCAAAGGGAACAAGGGGACUGGAGAAACUCCACUAUAAGGAAAAGUUACAGUGUUUGGGACUUUGGGGGAGGGGGCAAAUAUAGGGGGACAUUACAGAGGUUUAUAAAAUUAUGCAUCAUGUGGAGAAAAUAAGACCGCCCCCUCAAUACUACCAGAAGCUGAGGUGAUCCAAUAAAGCAGAAUGGUGGGAGAGUCAGAACAGAUUGAAGCAGGUAGUCCUUCAGAUGGCUGAGUUAGUGGAACUGACUCCCCAAAAGAUAUAGAGAUGGCUACCAACUUGAAUGGCUUUAAAAGGGAAUUAGACAAAUUCAUGGGUAGAGCUGCUCACUGGAAGGACAGAUCGUGAAGCUGAGGCUCCAAUACUUUGGCCACCUCAUGAGAAGAGAAGAAUCCUUGGAAAAGACCCUGAUGUUGGGAAAGAUUGAGGGCACUAGGAGAAGGGGACAACAGAGGACGAGAUGGUUGGACAGUAUUCUCGAAGCUACGAACAUGAGUUUGACCAAACUGCGGGAGGCAGUGGAAGACAGGAGUGCCUGGCGUGCUCUGGUCCAUGGGGUCACGAAGAGUCGGACACGACUAAACGACUAAACAUCAACAACAAUGGAUAGAGCUAUCAGUAGCUACAUAAGCCUGAUGGUUUUGUAAUGCCUCUAAAUACCAGUUACAGGGAAUCACAGGCAUCUGGUUGGCCACUCUGAGAACAGGUUGCUGGACAGGAUGCAGCAAGAUGUGUUAAUUGUUCAGUUACUCAAUUUUUGCUCUUAACUGCUAUAACUGUUGCUAUAACUGCUGCAUUCCACAAAGACAAGUAACAUAUAAUGAUUGGACAAAAGAACACCACAGUGACAACUAAGAGACUGGCUUGUACUAGUCUCAGGCUCCCAUAAAUAUGUGAGGCUUCACCUCGUUUUUGUCUUUUGGAACUAUCCAGCCAUCUUCUCUGCAAAGAAUUCUGUGCAUGCUCCUAAACCCAAGACUACUCAAGCAGGUAAUCCAUAUCAAAACUAAAUUGAACUAAGCUAACAUGUAUCUAAACUAAAUUCUUGCUUUUGUUUCAAGUAUGUUUGAUUUGGUGCCUUCGUUUUUCUUCCUCCCUCUCUCAAAUAAACAUUUUUUUAAAUACUUUGGA
Zootoca vivipara (common lizard) is the source of this 6112-nucleotide messenger RNA. The record is from RefSeq and is a predicted model, not a curated record. NCBI's taxonomy places the organism in Eukaryota, Metazoa, Chordata, Lepidosauria, Squamata, Lacertidae.